Molecule: messenger RNA, 570 nt
Organism: Pieris macdunnoughi
Lineage: Eukaryota; Metazoa; Arthropoda; Insecta; Lepidoptera; Pieridae
Source: the annotation of a GenBank genome assembly
AUGUUUUAUUACAAUAUAUUAUUUAUAAUAUUUGUGCUUAGUGUGAAAUCAGCGAGAAUAUUAAAAGAUACAAUUGGUUUUCCGGAAUCUGAAGAGAAUGUUAAUUUAGUAAAUAGAGAGAAUCGUCAUCCAAUUUAUUUGCCAUCAUUAUGCGGUGAAAACGAACUUUAUUAUCCCGGAGAUCAAAAGGACGACUGGAUAUGCGAUUGUAGGCCUGGCUACUUAUACUAUCCAGAAAAGAACUCCUGCUGGCCAGCAUUUAGACGUGGUCCAUGCUCCAGCGAUGAGCACUUAGUUUUACGUCUCAACUCCGUGAUACCAAUCUGUGUCACCAAUCCGUGCGUCGAUGGAUUUGUGAUGUGGAAGGGCAGAUGUGAGCGCCUCGGUUCCACAGGCCCCUGCCCAAAUGAAUUUCCUCCCGCUGUUCUAUGGAUCAAUGCUACAACAAUUACAGUUGAAUGUAUAGCUCUUAAUUUUGACAACAGAUACGAUACGUAUACGUCAAUAGAAAUGUGUCUCCCGGGUUGUAAGAGACACGUACAAAGUAUGUGUGUGCCGCGUAUUAUGUAA